AUGUCCUUCCCUAACGACACCCUAGUGGUGGAUUUCAUUCUCCUGGGACUCACAGAUGACCCUGCGCUGGAGAAGGCACUCUUUGGGCUGUUCCUGCUGGUCUACCUGAUCACGCUGGCAGGAAAUCUGUGCAUGAUCCUGCUCAUCAGAGCCACGCCGCACCUGCAGACCCCCAUGUACUUCUUCCUGGGCCACCUCUCCUUCGUGGACAUCUGCUACUCCUCCAACGUCACUCCGAACAUGCUGCACAGCCUCCUUUCCGGGUGGAAGGCCAUUUCCCGGGCAGGCUGCUUCACUCAGUGCCUCCUCUUCAUCGCGCUGGUCAUCACCGAGUUCUACAUGCUGGCGUGCAUGGCCCUGGACCGCUACGUGGCCAUCUGCAGCCCUCUGCACUACAGCAGCAGGAUGAACAGGCGCGUCUGCGUCUCUCUCGUCGCCUUCCCCUAUCUGUUCGGCUUCCUCAACGGCCUCUCUCAGGCCCUGCUGACUUUCCACCUGUCCUUCUGUGGCUCCCUCGAAAUCAAGCACUUCUACUGUGCGGACCCUCCGCUCAUAGUGCUGGCCUGCUCGGACACACGAGUCAAAGAGAUGGCGAUGUUCGUCGUGGCUGGUUUUACCUUGUCAAGCUCUCUCUUCAUCGUUCUCCUGUCCUACGUGUUCAUUUUCGUAGCCAUCCUGAAGAUUCGAUCUGCAGAAGGCAGGCGCAAGGCCUUUUCUACCUGUGGCUCCCACCUGACCACGGUCACCAUAUUUUAUGGAACCCUGAUCUGCAUGUACCUGCGACCUCCGUCAGAGAAGUCUGUGGAAGAGUCCAAAGUGAUCUCCGUGUUUUACACUUUUCUGAGCCCAAUGCUGAACCCGUUGAUCUAUAGCUUAAGGAACAAGGAUGUGAUCCGGGCCAUGAAGGUCUUGUCCAAAGGAAACUUGUUUCAGAAAAUUACAGUUUAG
Molecule: messenger RNA, 948 nt
Organism: Octodon degus (degu)
Lineage: Eukaryota; Metazoa; Chordata; Mammalia; Rodentia; Octodontidae
Product: olfactory receptor 5M10-like
Exons: 1
Coding region: 1-948 (315 amino acids)
Biological process (GO): G protein-coupled receptor signaling pathway; sensory perception of smell
Cellular component (GO): membrane
Molecular function (GO): odorant binding; G protein-coupled receptor activity; olfactory receptor activity
Source: RefSeq, a predicted model, not a curated record